AUGAAGGGCCGAGUAACUGCUGAACAAAAUUUAAUUCUGUUAGAAUAUUUAAGGGAGCACCCUGGUCUUGCUAAAGGAAUAAACAAGGGUGCCAGACGACAAAAUAUUGACUCAAUAGAUUUGUGGAGUGAAUGUUCUGAAAAACUAAACAGUGUUAAAAAUGGUGGAAUAAAAGAUAAAAAAGGCUGGUCAAAGUAUUGGUGUGACUUGAAGUAUAGAACAAAACGGAGAUACCUAGAAAUGAAGGCAGCUAAAGAAAACAAUAAGCCACUAGCAGAUGAUGUUUCACUCACUCCAAUUGAAGAAAGUGUUCUUAAUGUCAUAAGUGAUGGUAACAUGGAUGAAGUUACCAUUAAAACGGAUCCUUUAGAUGUAUAUGAUGACUGCUAUGAUGAGACUGCAAGUGAUAAUGAUGAUGAAAAAGAAACAAAAUUUGAUGUAACACAAGCAAAAAGGCCUCAAAAACGGAGUCAUUCAGAUGAGAAUGAAUCAGCAGCGUCAAGUAGUAAAAUUCACCGGAAUGGAUUCCACAAAAGAGAUAGUGAUGAUUCAGAUCUGGAUGAUGCUUCAAAGUUUUUAAAUAUGGAGGAAAAGAAGUUAGAAUGUACACAAAACAUUAACAACAGUUUGCAAACAAUUUCAGUGCAAUUAAAAAAAUUAACAGACGUUAUCAGUGAUAUUCGGGAUGUUUUAAAAAAAAAAGAAAAAUAA
Molecule: messenger RNA, 711 nt
Organism: Pieris macdunnoughi
Lineage: Eukaryota; Metazoa; Arthropoda; Insecta; Lepidoptera; Pieridae
Source: the annotation of a GenBank genome assembly